UCAGUAUGUCUUCCCAUCUACACAAACAGAAAAAGUGCCAAAAAUGAAAGAUAAUUCGUUUAGUGUGUUACCAAAGGCUAGUCAGGCCCUAUAGAGGGCUACCGCAUGACGUCACUGCGCCGCGAGAUUUUGUUAAGCACCAUAUUGGAAGUACACAUCUAUGCAAGUACAUACAUACAUAACAAACUACACCUGAAAUGUAGCCAGGGCCGGUUCUGCCCUAAUCUGGACCCGGGUGCAACAUCGCGCAACCCCCCCCCCAAAAAAAAAAAAACAGUCUAAAUCAGGACAACCAUCACAUAACUAUAACUAUAAACAUUUUAUAUCAACUAUUUUAACUAAAUGGGCUAUAAUAAAUAAGCCUGCAGGCAGCCACGGCGGGCUGCCUCAGAAAAGACCAUUUGUCCUACCUUAAAACUCGUUUUGCAUUUUCUGCCUCCUUUUUUGUAUUUUCAACCCUCCGUUUAUUUUCUUUCCUUUUCUGAAAACCCGAUUUGUGUCCAGACAUUUUGUUCUGCUACCAACGAACUAACUCGUCAGGUCUCGUCUCUCGAGCCCGCGAUGAUUCCCGUGGGAAGGGCAACAACUGAUACAUUUUUACAAACAGCCAAUAAACAGCCAAUAGGGAGGUUGCAUCAUUCAGGCUCUUCUUUGCUCAGACACUCAGUAAUGCACUUACUCACUAGUAGUCCACCUUCCCGCUCUCUCCAUUCAGUCAGCGACCGUCACACAGGAAGUGAACCCCAGCGGGUCAUAGAAACUUGCGCAGGAGAAGAAUGACUAUUUGUAGGCUACAGAAACUUUGAGGAACGAAAUAAAAACUGGUAUUAACCGGUUACCAUUAUUUUUAAUAAGCGUUUCUGUUCCAGAACAUAAAAAAUAAUAAAGUUUCUGGUUUCGUUUCUGUUCCAUGUGAAAUAGAAAAAGUUCCCGGUUUUCGUUUUCGUUCCUUGAACUGGUUCAAAGCCCUGAUGCAAGUCUUCACCAAGGACACACAGCCAUCUGGGGCAGAUUGCCAAGGACAUCAACAAUCACACGGAGAAUGUGAGCAUGCGAUUCCAUCAUGCGAUUCCAUCCAGAUUGAGGUCCUGACCAAAGAUAAUCAUGUCAAGGCUGCAUCACCCACAUCUCGACCCCAUGCAAGUAUCACAGAGACUAUCAGGGAGACAGUCACCACAGAGACAGUCAUGGAAACACAAAGACCUCACCAAAGUCUCGCUCUUCUGAUUUUAUUGUACCAUCUCUGUUUCCCCCCUGCAUGGAUUUCCCUAAUAGUAUGCAGAGACUGCUGCCAAUGGCUACACUCUCUUUUUCCAGCCCAAAUCUGUUGCGACAAGCAGUGUACCCAGUUCAUCAAAAAUCAACCAACAGACUGAACUGUGUUCGCCCAGGACUUUCAGCUGGCUACCAAUCUUUUUCACCAUCUAAAAGAUACAUGACAUCUCCAAUUAGGCCUGGCACGGUAUAUGUAUUCGUACCGAACCGUCACGGUACGGGGGUCACGGUUCGGUGCGCGCAUUUUCACGGAGAAUACACACGGUACAGAAGUUUAAUGUUGAUCUGAACGCGGAUCUGUUAUUUCACAAGAGUUUCCUUCAGGACACAUUUAACCACUGCCACCUGCAAGCUCUGAUUGGUCCAUAGACAUGGAUUGGUCUAGGUAGCAAACUCCACCUUCAAAUACAAACUCUGCUCUGUGGGAAGGUACCGCUGUUAGGUUGUUGUUGUUGUGAGAGAGGGCUAACAAUGGCGAGUGGUGAAGAGCUAGAAGACCCACCAUCAUCAUUUAAGUCAGUGGUGUGGGAUAACUUCGAGUUCCCCAUGAGUUAUAACAGCAAUGGAGAGCGAGUGGUUGACAAAACAAAGACGGUCUGCCAUCGUUGUUCGACAUCUGUUCAUUACGUGAGUGGGAACACUUCAAACAUGUUAACACAUAUCCAGCGACACCACCCAGACAUCCCCAUCACCGGGACGAGACGGAAGAAAAGUGUCCAAUUACGUCUCCCAAAUGUCUUACAACAGCCCCUUGACACAAAUACAUGCAGAGCAAAAAAAAUUACCAAAGCAAUUGUAAUUUACAUCGCAUCCGCUAUGCGCCCAUAUUCCACUGUAGAAGAGGCGGGAUUCAAAUAUUUAUUACAUGUGCUCGAACCUCGCUACACUCCUCCAUCCCGCAGCCAUGUAAGAGAAUCAGUAGUGCCAGCCUUAUACAACAGAACGAGACAAAUUGUGGAACAGGGGUUAAAAGCUGCGCAUUCUAUUGCGCUCACCACGGAUUCAUGGACUUCUUGGGCAACUGAAAGUUUCCUGACCGUCACUGCUCAUUUCAUCAGCCCUGAGUGGGACAUGAGGACCGUAGUCCUGCAAACGCGCCCCUUACACGAACAACACACAAGCACCCAUCUGGCUGAAAAGCUGAACGAAGUCGUGACCGAAUGGAAGUUAGAAAGACGUGGGAUGCCCAUAGCCGUCACCACAGACAAUGCGAGGAACAUUGUUAAUGCCGUCGGUGAAGCAGGGCUCGGUCCGCAUAUCGCGUGCUUUGCACACACCCUCAACCUGGCCGCAAAAAAAGCCCUCGAGAUCAAGCAGGUGUUGCAUGUGCUUGCAAAAAUGAGAUCUACCGUCGCAUUUUUCCACCGCAGCACCACCGCAGCCUACAUUUUGGAGCGCAAGCAAGAAAUGCUGGGCUUGCCGAAACACUGCCUCAUUAAUGAUGUCGCAACUCGAUGGAACUCGAGCUUCGAGAUGGUGGAGCGGUAUCUCGAGCAGCAAGCUGCUGUUUAUUCUGCCUUAGCAGAGAGGAAUGUGAGAAGCAAAGACAUCAUGAAUCUUUCCGAUCUGGAGCUGUCCCACGCAGAGGCCAUCGUUGACGUGAUGAAGCCUCUGAAGACCAUCACGGCAGUAAUCAGCACAGAAACCACCCCAUCCCUUUCCAUGAUCCUGCCACUGCAAACUACACUUCUGAAAUCAACAGAAACAAAUACAGCUGAUUCUCCAAUUGCAAGAGACAUGAAAAAUGCCAUCAGGGACAACUUUCAAGGCUGAUAUGAUGACCCAGACCUCCGGGACUUCUUAAAUAAAUGUACAGCACUGGACCCCAGGUUCAAAACACUCAAUCACUUGGAUCCAGCCUGUCAGCAGAAAGUUCAUGAAGAUCUCAUCAGAGAAGUUCUGGGCAGAGCAGAAAAGAAUGACACCCCCCUGUCUGCAGAAGAGGACAGUCCAUCUACUUCACAGGCCCAGGCCACUGCUUUGCCAGGGAUGGCAGAAGAGUCAGAGGUAUCCUCCUCCCAACCUCCUUCAAAGAGGUCAGCCAUGGCAGAACUUUUUGGCUCACUGUUCAAAGUUGACCAAAGGAACCAGCCUAAUUUGCAACAGCAGUUGAAGGAAGAAGUCAGUGGUUACAUGGCAAAGGACUGCACCUCAGUUGACUCUGACCCGCUUUCCUGGUGGAAAAGGCAUGAGUCUGUUUAUCCUAAUCUAGCCGUAUUGGCAAAAAGUUACCUGGCCAUACCUGCCACUUCAGUACCCAGUGAAAGGGUUUUUUCAACAGCAGGUGACAUAGUCAGUGCCACCAGAUCGGCACUCAGCACUGAGAGUGUAGACAAACUUGUUUUUUUGAAGAAAAACCUUAAAGUUGAAUGAAGGUGGACAGUACACAGCUGUACACAGUUGAUUUAUUGUGAAAUGCAAAUGUUUUAAACAGUGUUAUGUUGUGAUCUGUGAGGCCUAUAGCUCAUGUUCACUGAGCUACGUGAAUGUAAAAAAGUGUUUAGGCACGCGUGCGUAUUGUAUGUUAAAGUACCCAAAAAGGUCAUGUGUUGCACUGAUGCACCUAUCAAUAUAUGACUAUUCAUGUAUAUCAAUAUAUGACAAUUCAAUGUGGUGCUUGCUCACUUGUUUUAUUUACAGAAAGUUGCAGCUAUCUCAGC
This is a messenger RNA of Neoarius graeffei (lesser salmon catfish), 3935 nucleotides long. RefSeq names its product E3 SUMO-protein ligase ZBED1-like. NCBI's taxonomy places the organism in Eukaryota, Metazoa, Chordata, Actinopteri, Siluriformes, Ariidae. The transcript is spliced from 2 exons. The record is from RefSeq and is a predicted model, not a curated record. The coding region runs from base 1747 to 3048 and encodes 433 amino acids.